Messenger RNA from Thrips palmi, 4837 nucleotides. Its product is annotated as mucin-2-like. The transcript has 8 exons. Bases 1 to 3159 code for a protein of 1052 amino acids. Lineage: Eukaryota; Metazoa; Arthropoda; Insecta; Thysanoptera; Thripidae. The record is from RefSeq and is a predicted model, not a curated record.
AUGCGGCCGCAGCACGCGCACGGCCAGGACUUCAAGGGCUUCGUGGACAGCGCGUCCAUCGACGCCGACGGCCCCGUGCGCGACGACAAAGCAGGCGGCGUUACGGUGCACUCGAGCGUGUCCAUGAAGAGGGGCCAGGAUGUCGCCAAGGAUGAGAUGGUGGUGUCGGUGGUGACCACCAAGAGCGUCACCCACGAGGCGCCGACCACGCUGCCGCCUAACCACCGGGACGACGGCAGGGAGGCCAGCCAGGUGCAGAUCGGCGCCCCACCCGCCAGCAGCGCCGCCGAUGACGUCAAGGCCACCAGGGUGGCCCCGACGGCCGAGCAGGCCAACGCCACGGAGAGCUGGGUCAUUGUGGCGUCCGUGCAGACGAGCCGCAGCGUGUCCGGCGCGCGGUUCAUCCCGCACAGCGCCGUCACCCAGGACGAGCACCCGCUGCAGUCGCUGCAGCAGCAGGACGAGACCACCACGGCGGCCGCCAGCACCGCCAGCACCCCCACAUCCACGGCCUCCGCCACCCCACCGCCGGCGAGCAGCCCCGAGCCCGGCGCGCAGGCCGCCACGCCCAAGGCCAUCUCCACCGAGAGCAUCAUCGACAAGCUGGACCGCGUGCAGUCCGAGCUGUCGAGCGGUUUCCUCUCCGGCAGCUUCCGCGACUCCAAGAUCGCCGUCGACGUUCUGCCCGACGUGAUGCCGCCCACCAGCACCACAUCCACCUCGACCAGCACGACGACCACCACGACUUCCACCACGACUUCCACCACGACCACGACGACGGAGGCCCCCACGACCACGCUGCCGCCCAAGCCGCCCACCGUGCCCGUCGUCAUCAAGAAGUUCAAUCCGUCGAACCGGCGCACCACGACGACGCGGCCGCACCCCGCCCUCAGCAGCACCCUCAAGCCGUACGGCAACCACGUGGCGUCCACCACCCCCAAGCCCAGCAAGAACCUGGCGUCGCUCUUCGACUCGAUCAAGUUCGACGACCUGACGCCCGGGCUGCUGCCGGCUGGGUUCAAGCCGCGAAACGCCAAGCCCAGGACGACGACGACGACAGGCAAACCGUUCCGCUUCGAGGACCUGCUGCCGCCGGGCUACAAGCUGACCAACGACACGGAGACAGUGCAGACGCCGCCUCCGGUCCUGGCCGGCGAGGUGAGCACCAGCACGGCUGCCGCCCCCACGCAGCGCUCCAAGAGCCUCGAGUCGCUGCUCAGCAAAAUCAAGUUCGAGGAUGUGUCCGCGCUGCUGCCGAAGGGUUACAAGCCGCCGGCCACCACCAGCGAGGCCCCCAGCACCAUCCCCGCCUCGACCGCCGCCAUCACCACCACCACCACUCCCGGCCCCGCCCCUUCCAGCACGGCUAAGCCGGCGCCGAAGACCAGCGGGCUGGAGGGCCUGCUCAGCAAAAUCAAAUUCGACGAUCCGACUUCGCUGCUUCCCAAGGGGUACAAGCCGCCAGCCAGCCCUGAGCCAGCCUCGCCGACGGAGCCUUCCACCCCCUCUGCGUCGUCCUCCACGGCCGCGCCCAAGAAGUCCUCGGCCCUGGAAGCCAUUCUCAGCAAAGUCAAGUUCGAGGACCCUUCAGCUCUGCUGCCCAAGGGCUACAAACCGUCCACGGCCGCCUCCACCGAGGCCCCGCGGCAGGAAACGACGGAGAAGAAGCUCAGCAUCACCAAGGAGGUGGACAUCAGCGCCUUCCUGCCGCCGGGCUUCAAGCUGAGCACCGCGGCGCCAAGCUCCACGGAGAGGACGUCGUCGCCGUCCUCGGCCUUGGAGUCCCUCAUCGGCAAGGUGCACGUGGCCGACGUCGCCAGCCUGCUCCCUCCGGGCUUCAACGCGUCCGCCGGCACCGAGUCGUCGUCCAGCUCCUCGUCGACGGCACCCGAUGCGACGCCGUCCUCGGCGCCGAAGCUGGUCUUCCCCAGCCGACCUGGCACUGGCACUCGCAAGCCCCUGGUCAAGGCCACGUCGCCGAGGCCAAUCGUCACGCCGGCCACGCCAACCAUCCGGAAGGGGGCGCCGACGAGAGCGACCACUGUGUUCACCGGCUGGCCCACCCCGUCAACCACCCCAGUGUCGCCGGAAGUCCUUCUGGAGAGGGCGAGACAGUUGGCCGCCAACGCCACCACGUCGACCACCACUACCACCACGACCACCACGACAACCACCACCACCACCACGCCGCGGCCCACCACGCCCGGUGUGUGCGUGGACACGUGCGACCUGGCGGCCUCCAUCAAGUUGGUGGGCGGCGCCAAGUGGGUGCCCGAGCUGCUGGACCACAACACCCAGGAGUGGCAGAACCUGGCUAACGAGGUGUACGACGAGCUUGAUGCGGUCUACAGUAGCUCGGAUGAACUCAGCCGCUGGUAUAAAAAGAUCCGAAUUGAAUCUUUCAGCGAGGGAAGCAUUGUUGUGGACUACGUCGUAGAGCUGACGGAUAUAGCGCAGGAAAUCGACACGCGUGAAAUAAAGCAGCUCUUCCACGAGGCGCUGCAGACCCAGCUGCAGACCCAGCUGCCCCCCGUCAACAACAGCAACUUGUCCCUCGCGGACGACAGUGAGGGCGGUGAGGGCAGCGACGGCUGGGGCGACAACGGGGACGUCAUAGCCGCAGCCGCCGUGGACAGGAAGGCGGCCAUGUGGAAGCUGGGCAACUUUAUUUUGGAUCCCACCUACACAGACUUUUACGUUGUGCCUCCACUGAACAUUCCAACGGUUGGCUACUCGGAUGAGGAUGUUUUCUUGCCCCAAUGGGCAAUCGCAGGAAUUGUGAUUGGUUUAGCUUCCCUUCUCUUUGUUAUCAUCUUUGGAGUGACAGUGCUUGUUAACCGUCAUAAAAACUCAAAGAAGCAACCUACUCCUCUUACCGAAGAUAUGCUGAAUGAGUUGAAUAAAAAUCAUAUGGGUGGAUUAGAAAAUUACGGAGCCGACGAUUUAUACAAUAUGGAGGAUGUAUGGAACGAUAGACCAUAUGAUAAACCACCAAAGAAGCGCUCAUCUGGUUCCAUUCAAGAGAACUCUAUGUCCAAUCUGUAUGACAGUUGGCGGUCCGAGUGGAACGGCUAUUAUUACAAUGCAUAUUACGGCAACAAUGGUUCAAGCCACUCAGGCUACUCUCGAAGACGUUCAGAUUAUGACACAAAUUUCUGAGACUGGGCUUGAGUCCAUUGUGAUCUUACAUUCACUCUGGGCUCUUGAUGACUGAAAUUAUUCCACUUCUACUUAAGAUGAGUUGAUGUGUAUUAGAUGGUGCAGCAAUGGAAACCUUCUCAAAUACGGACGUUCAUAGCAAAAUUUUCAACAGUUUGCCUUUAAAUCACAAUUCAUUUAUGGGUAUUUAAGGUAGAGUUAUGCAGGUCUGUUUGUGGUGUGGACCAUAGAAAGAUAAUGUAAUAUUUUGUCACUAAGUGAACAAAGAAAAGAAAGAAAUUUUCCUACUGGCGAAAGUAUUUUGUGCUUAAAUGAAUCUUUUGACAUUUGUAAUUAUUUCCUUCUCUAGCUCUUACAAUGUUUUGAACUGAAAGUACCAUUUAGGUGAAAAGGAAAAGUAUUUAUGGACCAGAUACAAAUUAUUUUUGAAGAUUUUGAGGGUUUUAAAAACAAAUUUUUGUGUAAAACUCACCAUCAAGAAAGCCAAUUGAACUGCUUGUACUGUUCAUCAGCAAGCUUUUGGCUAAGGCCAAGUGAUUUUAAUGUUAAGUUACUGUUUGUGUUUUUUUACUUGUGUUGUUGUUUUUCUUGUGCAUUUCUAUAUUUUGCUCAAACAAUUUGAUGAAUGCCAUAAAUGUUCAAGCGAUAAGAAUAUUAGUGUGUUUCGGUCAUGCAGUUGCAGUUUGAAAUCAAAGCUGUACACUGCACACCAGGUGUAUCACUGCACUUUGCUGGUUAUGUGUUAAGUGAUUACUUAUGGUAACUACAUGUGAUUGUCGAAAAAAAAAAUCGGUUUGCAUGUUGGUAUGUGCAUAUUCCUUACAUCUUGUAAUAAGCUGAUUCAAUGGUCACUUUAGCUAGCCAACGUAUUAUCAAGGUGUGCGUCAGAAAAUGUACCAUAGCUCUGGCCUGUUGAACAAAUAUACUCUAGUCAAACAGCCAGCUAUAAAUGACAUAAGCCCCACAAUUGCAAAAGGCGUUUAUCUAAUUAUCUAAGAAUGUAAACACAUAUCAUGAAAUUGAUUUUAUAAUGAUCCUGCUUUUGCAAGAUGGCAGAUUAUUUAGUUCUGUAAAACAGAAAUUUGAUUCCAUGAUGAUUCACAGGGUAAAAUUAUAUUGUCAGAAAUCUUCUGUUCCUAUCUUUAAUUGACGAAAUAGGGAUCAGCUCGUGUAUAAGAAAUUCUCUAGCAGGUGUUUUGUGCUUGACCCCUAGGAUUAAUCACUCCUCUUUCGUGUACGGCAGUACCAGACUUUGUAAAAAGUAUGAAGAAGGAGAAGUGGGCUAGUAAAACACUCUGAUAAGAGCAAAUGAUUAAUUUUGUGGAAUCAGUUAUAGCUAUUGGUUGAAGCAUUCUGUUUUUAUAUUGUUUUUUCUUUUUGUUUCUUUUUUUUUUCACAUAAUUACUCUACAUUCCUCAUACCUUUAAAAUAAUGCUACUUAGUGUUAACAUUUUUACUGGAGGACAGAUCCGUGGCCUGAUCCAAGGUCAGACUGCAGUGAAUAUGUUAAAAAGCUUCCCUUCCAUUCAGUGUUUACAUUUUUGAUUCUUAAUGUAAUGGUGUAUACUGUUUUCCCCGUUCAAUGUCUCUUAAUUUUGACUCUGUAGUGACUUCUUGCCGGCGUACAAGCCAGCGUCCUAGACUACAAAGUGGCGUAAAUAUAUAUUUUAACAACUAA